AUGUUCACUGAUCAGAGAAACAGGAGACAGAGCCUCUUUCCCAACUGCAAACUAGCGACUUCUGAGUCGAUAGACGACACCGUCCCAUUCGCUAAAGAGUGUCUGGUGAAACAAUGGAGCUCUUUAAGCGAACUACAGGCGGAUAUCUACGACAUUUUUGCGGAUGUCGACGAUGAGGAGGUUGAGAGGUAUUCAGAGCCUUCGUUAUGGUUUACCAGCACAUCACCAAGCAGGAAUUGCACGCUUAACCUCAACGUUGGAGGAAAGCCCUACCGUAUCACCUACAAGAUGGCAGCGAGAUACCCACAGAGCAGACUAGGCCGUCUGGCCACCUACACUGACCUCAACAUGAAGCUGAACCUCUGCGAUGACUACGUCGUGAAGGACAACGAAUACUUCUUCGACCGAGAUCCGGACGUCUUCAACAGCAUCUUCAACUUCUACAGGACCGGUGUGCUGUGGAUCAAGGAAGAGCUCUGUCCGAGGAACUUCUUGGAGGAGAUCAAUUACUGGGGCGUUCGGAUCAAAUACUCUCAACGGUGCUGUCGGAUCCUGCUCGAGGAGAAGCACGACGAGCUGUGCGAACAGCUCAAGGUUCAGAAGGAACUGGAGGCGGAGGUGGUAAUCGAACAAAACGAGGAGGCGUUCGACCGCAUGUUUCUCGGCGAGACGCGCCGCUCGCUUUGGAACUUCAUGGAGAAUCCGUUCUCCUCGGUCCAGGCGAAACUCAUGGCAGUCGCCUCGAGUUUGUUUGUGCUGGUGUCGCUGGUUACGAUGACUCUGUCUACGGUGGAAGAAAUGGAGAACAUGGCAUCCAUUAACCAGUUUACUGGCAAGACAUGCGGAGAGAUUGUAGAGACUCUGUGCAUAACCUUCUUCACCACCGAGUACCUGUUGCGUGUGGUUUCAACCCCAGAUAUCUGUAGCUUUGCUAAGAGCGUACUGAACGCGGUAGACCUCAUGGCCAUCCUACCGCAGUUGCUGCAGUUCGUGCUCGAGACCUUUGAGGACUUCGUUCCUGGGAAACAAAAUGCGGACAUGAAGACUGUAGGUCAAGUGAGCAAGGUUGGGCAAGUGCUGCGAAUCAUGCGACUCAUGCGUAUUUUUCGGGUUCUGAAACUGGCGCGUCACUCCACGGGGCUGAGAGCGUUUGGCUUCACGUUGAGGCAGUGCUAUCACCAGGUGGGGUGUCUCUUUCUCUUUAUUGCCAUGGGGAUCUUCACAUUCUCUGCCAUGGUGUAUAGCGUUGAAUUCGACGCCCCAAAUACCAACUUUACCAGUAUUCCACAUUCUUGGUGGUGGGCAUCUGUGAGCAUCUCCACUGUAGGCUAUGGUGACAUGUAUCCAGAGACCCUAUUGGGGCGGAUAUUUGCCUUUGGCUGCAUUUCCUUUGGGAUCAUUUUGAAUGGCCUUCCAAUCUCCCUCCUCUUCAAUAAAUUCUCAGAUUACUACGCCAAACUGAAGUCUCAUGAAUACACUUCCAACAUGAAGAACAGAGGGAAGGUUAACUUCAUCCUGAGAGCCAAGAAGAAACUAAAAGAAAUUAGCUACAUCGAAAUUAAUGACACUGUUUCAUAGACACUAGUAGAGUUCCCAAAAGGGAUCAUUUUCUAAAAAAAGUCUCUAAAGUGCCAACAGUAAACGAUGAAAUGGUACAUACUUGCGGUCUGUUAUUUCUCAUUACCUGAUCCUUGAGCAUUAUCGGUUGUUUAAUGUUCAUGGCAUGCACAUAUCUUUGGUAAUGAAGUUGUACUAAAGCAAUAAAGUACAUUUUAAUGUUUGGACAUCAUGUAACUCUGUACCUCUUCUAGUUCCCUGUUAAAUUAUGCUUUUCACCUGGUAACAGAAGCACAUUUAUACACAUAACACUAACGGUGACCUGCAUUAUCCUCACAGUUGACGUUCUACCUCGCACAUCCUGACUUGGUGAAAUCAGGUUCUUACCUCUCAGGUAACCUUACCUGCCCUUUUAUAACUCAACCUGUCUGACAACCCCAACAGAAGAUUACAGUUAAUCUAAUUUACAAAGUUUCCCUGACGUCUCCAAUUAAAUUAACACCGUAUUUAGCCUCCAAAGACAAUUCCUAUUUGUUCUCAACAAUUUCUCUGAGACCAUACAAGCCUUUGGGUUCAGGUCAAAUUGUCACAAAAUUUAAGACUGACAUAUAGUGACUUAAUACUCCCACAAUGAAAAAAAAACUGGUCUCAUCUGUUUUGGUAUUGAGUUUACUAAGAAUCUCUGGAAAAACAUUUUGAGUAUUUUUUGUGUGUGGUAGCCUAUAAUUCCUGAUAUCUCUUUGAAAUAUGAAAAUGUUAUUCUUGGUUAUACGCAUUAUGAGAGAGAAGAUUUGGAUGUUUUUUAUUUGUUCAAUCUUAAUUUGAAAAGUGUUAAAGAGUGAGCCUUUCUUUAACAUUUUUCUUGAACUCCACAUCUGAUUUCUGAUUCUCUAAUAAGAAAGCUGUGAAAACAGUUAAUCUUUUUUUUCUUGCUCCCUGGCUAUAUUGUCAUUCAGUAUUUUUCUGUUUUCUAUAAUAAUACUAAUAAUGUAUAGGUAUGUGACAAACUGACCAUAUACGCGCGAGCGCUUUGUUCCCGCAGCUGUGUUCCCAGCAGGUAUUCAGCGCCAGACGCGUUGGUGACUUAGGAAAUCUGUCGUAUCUUUGCUUUGUGAAUACCUCUAAAGCCCGUAUACUAGUGACGUAAAUUACGUCAUCACGUUGAUUCUGACGUUCAAAUUUCUAAGAUGGCUGUAGUAAGAAGAAAGUUAGAAGCGACGCAACUUUUCUCUCGUGUUUGGCAUCAAAAUCCUCUAUGAAUUUGAGUAUUUUUUUGUUUCAAACCCAAUACUUUUGAUAGAUUAUACAUUUAACUUGAAUUAGGUGAAGUUUGGGAUUGAUUGUAACAUUCGCAUGUGUUUUUUUACGAUCCGCAAGUGACGUUGUCGUCAAACGCAGAAUCGGCCAUUCGCUCUAUGAUAAUGGCUUCCAAAACUUCUCCCUGUUUUCAUCAAUCCGUGCAGUA
Messenger RNA from Pimephales promelas (fathead minnow), 3022 nucleotides. It is a transcript of the gene kcnv2b, whose product is annotated as potassium channel, subfamily V, member 2b. The record is from RefSeq and is a predicted model, not a curated record. Gene Ontology annotation, molecular function: protein binding; voltage-gated potassium channel activity. NCBI's taxonomy places the organism in Eukaryota, Metazoa, Chordata, Actinopteri, Cypriniformes, Leuciscidae. Gene Ontology annotation, biological process: protein homooligomerization; potassium ion transmembrane transport; action potential. Gene Ontology annotation, cellular component: membrane; voltage-gated potassium channel complex.